GGGAGCUGGACUAACGCUGGACUAUUUCUGCAAGUGCACAGGAAAGACCAGACAAAGUGCGUGUGUGACGAGGUAUUGUAGAAGAAGUAGGAAUUGGGAGUGCCAGAACCGCAACGCCCUGGGAUUGGAGCCAGCCGCAGAGCCUCUGGAGUCUAACUCCGCCAAAGAGGCAGGCAAUGCUGAGUUACAGCGCAAGGAGCCUCGGCCGAGGCUGGGCGGAAACCCGGUAUCUUGGCAACUUCGCAGCAGCCACCCUUUGACCUAGGCAGUAUUCUGCCAAAGAUUCCUGAAAUCUAUCCUGGGUCGGGGAGUUGUCUCAGGUACUGGUGCCUCUGAGCCCUGUCCUUGGUCCUGAAACAACGCCACCCCAGCCUCCUGCCGGUCCUCUGCCCGUCUGCUCAGCACUGCGUAGCUACUGCCUUCACCAUCAGAGAUCCAUCUAGUGUUGAUACCGGAUGCAGACUGGGUCCUGAGGGCCGUGACCUGGAGCCCGCUGGAGCCCGCUGGACCCCGAGUAGGGACUUAGUCCCGUGUCUUUAUCUCUUCUGUGUAAUACAGAAAGGGAGCUGACGCAGAGCAAUUAAGAGAGCAGCUAGCCCAACACUGGGAGGGAUCAAAGAGGAGAAACUCUGAGGCCGGGCAUGGACCUGCCCAGAGCUGAACCCUACAAGGGAGGAGCAGGACACCCCGGUUACAACGAGGAACUGCUGCAUAAGACCAUCCUGGUGGGAGAUAGCGGUGUGGGGAAGACAUCUCUACUGGUUCAGUUUGACCAGGGCAAGUUUAUCCCAGGCUCCUUCUCAGCCACCGUGGGCAUCGGAUUCACAGUAAUGCUGUUGGGAGACUCAGGCGUUGGGAAAACCUGUUUCCUGAUCCAUUUCAAAGACGGGGCUUUCCUGUCCGGGACCUUCAUAGCCACUGUCGGCAUAGACUUCCGGAAUAAGGUGGUGACUGUGGAUGGCAUGAAGGUGAAGCUGCAGAUUUGGGACACAGCAGGGCAGGAACGAUUCCGAAGUGUCACCCAUGCCUAUUACCGGGAUGCCCAGGCCCUGCUCCUGCUCUAUGAUAUCACCAACAAAUCUUCCUUCGACAAUAUCCGGGCCUGGCUGACUGAGAUACAUGAGUACGCCCAAAAGGAUGUGGUGAUCAUGUUGCUAGGCAAUAAGGCGGAUGUGAGCAGAGAAAGGGUAGUCCGAUCAGAAGAUGGAGAGACAUUGGCCAGAGAAUAUGGUGUGCCUUUCAUGGAAACCAGUGCUAAGACCGGCAUGAAUGUGGAGUUAGCCUUUUUGGCUAUUGCCAGGGAGCUGAAGUACCGAGCUGGGCGACAAGAGGCAAAUGAGCCCAGCUUCCAGAUUCAUGACUAUGUGGAAUCCCAGAAGAAACAGCCUAGCUGCUGCCCAUUUGUGUAAGAGAAAAGGGGCAGAGGGAGCCUGGGAAAAACCACUGGGCUUAGCGCUUUUCCCCACCUGAACUCUUAAACAUCUUGAGUACUCCAGUGGGGGAAUGAGUUCCCCAACAGAAAACAAGGCACAUAGGGGAGAAGCAUAAGCAAUGCCAAAGAAAUAAGUUGCACAUACACACCAUCCCAUCACUGCUUUCCCCCAGGAGGGACCUAGAUUCCUGCAACAGGCUUACCCCAGGUUGCCCUGCUCCCCUUUUCCCAAUGGUUAUAGUUUCUGAGUUCCUGGGGAAGUGUGGGUCUGUGGACAUUUAAGGACCAAAGACACUUUUAAGCUAAAUUUUGUUCUGGUACCACAAUAGUGAAAACUUUGGAAAAUAGAAAACCUGGUUCCCGCAGAGAAACAGGCAGAGGUCAGGGGCUCAUAAUCUCCUUAUUGCCUUUCAGUUCAGGGCUCCCCCACCCCCCAUCCAAACUUCUCUGGUUAAGCCCCCCAGCUGAGUGACUAGAGAGACUGUGGCUUUGUUCCAGCUCAAUAGGAGAUGCCAGAAAAGGGCAAUUAGUGACCACCAUAGCCCCCACUAGACUUUAGCUCAUGAGAGGCAGCCUUUGUACUUUUGCCUUGCUGGACUUCCCAGGGACCACAAUAACCACUGAAUCACUGUGGUCUGACCCGAAGUGUGAUUCCCAAGCAUCAAAAGUCAAAUGAGUCAAAACCUCAGGAGAAUAUAGAUGUGAAGGUGUAAAUUGGGUUUCAGCUUUGUGUGUGGGUGUGGGCGCCUUGUAGGGAAAGGAAGAAGUAGCACAAGUUCAGCUGGCUUUAUCUACCUUCUUUCCCUGGAUUCCCAUCAAGUUCCCAUUUAAGAAUAAAAUAGCUCAUUCCUGAUGUCCUUCUCCCCCUCUUGAACUCCAGCCCCAGCCACUCAUCUGAGGCACUUGACAAAAGGGAUUCUGGGCUCCCUCAUCACUUAUUUCUGGGCUUCCUUGCAGGCCAGCUUCAAGUUGCCUGAGAGUAAGUAUCCAUGCUGGGGAGUUCCAUCCUAGGCAAGGACUUCAGUGUUAGUGAGCAGCUGAGGGUCAAGUCAAGAAUUUUCUCUUCUUGACCCAAGGCUUUUGGUAAACAUGCAAUCUCAACAUACGGCUUCUUUUUUUUGUUGUUGUUAAUUUUAGUGAGGCAAUUGGGGUUAAGUGACUUGCCCAGGGUCACACAGCUAGUAAGUGUUAAGUGUCUGAGAUUUGAACUCAGGUACUCCUGACUCCAGGGCCGGUGCUCUUAUCCACUGCGCCACCUAGCUGCUCCUCAACAUAUAGCUUCUUAGAGUAGUUUUAACAUUUCUCAGGGUCACACAGUUAGUAAGUGUUUAAGGUCACAUUUGAACUCAGGUCCUCCUGAAACCAUAAAUCAGGGCCAAUGCUUUAAUCCACUGUACCACCUAGCUGCCCCUCCUCCCUCCCUUCCAUCUCUUCCUUCCUUGAGGAUUGGGCCCUAGCUGGCCUUCACCUACAUUGUCAAUCUCCUUACCACAUUCAGGUUAAGGAGAAACUCCAGGUCUUUGACUCAGAUAAAGGAAACAGAAUGAAGCAAACUGAGAGACCUGCCUCUCCCAUUAAAACUGGCCCCAAACCAUCUUCCCUUGCAUUGUUCUAAGCAUCAGGUGCCAAAAAGGUCUGAUGGGGUUCCCCUUCCUCUUUCUACUCACCCUGGUUCAGGAUCCAGAACCCCCACUGGGAAUGAGGCUAGAUCAAUUGGGGCUCAGGAGAUAGGGUUUUUUGUUUUGUUUUCUGAAUAAGUUAUGUAUCGAGCCAGAUCAUCAUGGUUAGGGCCUCUGGAGGGUACCCAAGACAUUGGUUUCCUAAAGUCUUAUCUCACCUACCACAAGACAGGUGGACUCUGUAGGGAUAGGUAUCACAAACCCUUAUGAGAUCUGCCCAUUUACUUUCUUCCAGUUAGUCCAAACUCCUUAUGUCCAACCCUGCUUUCUUGCCUUCAUCCCCACUCCAAUUCAGACCUAAGCAUGAGACAGUCUGGGAAAGAUGGGCAUUAGAGUCUUGUGUGGCUGUCUCAGUUUGGUUUUCAAGUCAGAGAUCAAAAACCUUGGCCUAUGAUAAAGCAGGCCUUCCAGCUUGGUCUCCAAAAGGUAGCUCUAGACUUCUUCCAGCCCCAGCAAGAAAUCUUCUCUAGAGCUCCAGCAAUCUUUUCUAGGGACCCAUGUCUUGCAUGAAUGUGAUGCUUCUUAUUCUGGUUAAUAUUGGCAUUUGUGUGUUUUUCAGAAUUAAACUGCAGUAUUUUGGAGAGUAUACCAAGUCCCACGAAUUCCUUGAAGAGGGUUUGGUGGGAGGCAGUGGGCUCUACCUCUUCCUGCUUAGGUAGAUUGCAUGGGAAAACCCAAAGACCAGGACCAGGCUUUCCCCCCUUUCCCUACGAUUCCUAGAGGCCCCAGCUUGCUGUUGAUAAGGCCAAGGGAACGAGAAUCAUCCAAAGUGAAGCAUUCUUCAGAAAGCCCUAGCAAUUUGGCAUCCUAAAGAUUCCCCAAGAGCACUAUGGGUAAUGUACCUGUAGGGGAAAGUGUGCUUUUUUUUUUUUUUUUUGCCCCAGGACAUUUUUUCCUGUGGAAUCUGCUUUGGGAAUUUUGUCUGAUCUGGAUAAAAGCCAAGCUGUGUUGUGGCUCUACUCUCGAAGUCCCAAUUUCCUCGGGCUGUCACCUUGAUCCUUAACAGGCCCCACUACCUCCUCCCUGCCUCUCCACUCCCCCUUCUCUUUGCCAGAUUGGACGAGAUAUCCCUUCCCCUUUCCCUUUGGAAAAACCACAUUAACCUGCGGACUCCUCUUCCCCGGGAGAAGUGGGGGUGGGUUAUACCUCCCCAAUCCUCCCCCUCUCA
Dromiciops gliroides (monito del monte) is the source of this 4279-nucleotide messenger RNA. It is a transcript of the gene RAB37, whose product is annotated as RAB37, member RAS oncogene family. NCBI's taxonomy places the organism in Eukaryota, Metazoa, Chordata, Mammalia, Microbiotheria, Microbiotheriidae. The coding region runs from base 642 to 1409 and encodes 255 amino acids. The transcript is spliced from 10 exons. The record is from RefSeq and is a predicted model, not a curated record. Gene Ontology annotation, molecular function: GTPase activity; GTP binding. Gene Ontology annotation, biological process: Golgi vesicle fusion to target membrane; regulation of exocytosis; protein secretion. Gene Ontology annotation, cellular component: dendritic spine; Golgi apparatus; synaptic vesicle.